Molecule: messenger RNA, 558 nt
Organism: Brassica oleracea var. oleracea
Lineage: Eukaryota; Viridiplantae; Streptophyta; Magnoliopsida; Brassicales; Brassicaceae
Exons: 2
Coding region: 25-510 (161 amino acids)
Molecular function (GO): zinc ion binding; nucleic acid binding
Source: RefSeq, a predicted model, not a curated record
CAAGAAGAAUGACAUCUGAAUGUCAUGAGGCAUGAAGAAAGAACACCAACGAUGGGUCUGUCUGCAGUAACACAGGCUUCCUCUGUGUCGUCAAGUCAACAAAUCAUGACCAAUGCUCAAGCUGCAGCAGUUAGGUUUGCAAGAAACAACUCGGUUUGUUCCCACUGUGGAAAGCAGGGACAUGAAGUAAGUCAAUGCUUUCAAGUCAUCGGAUAUCCAGAGUGGUGGGAUAAGAAUGCAAAACCUGCAGCAGGUCGAGGGAUGGAUAAAGGAGGGCGAGGCAACGGAUCUGACUCACAAGGAGGCAGAGGACGUGGUCGUGGAACUGGAUUUCGUGCGUACAACACUCAGGCUGACACGCCUGGAGAACAAGAGCUGCAGCAGACUCAAGGGAUUCCAAACUUCACAAAUGAACAAUGGGCAACCUUGACUCAGUUUGUGAAUUCACAAAAAUCAAACAACAGUGAGAAGCUUGGACCUCGCCUCGAAGACUUUGAUUGGUGCGGGUGAAGAGCAUAAUGGGGUUUUCAAGUAUAUGGGAACCGUUGCUGUUCAAAC